This is a messenger RNA of Aspergillus oryzae RIB40, 1710 nucleotides long. RefSeq lists its product as uncharacterized. The transcript has 3 exons. The coding region runs from base 1 to 1710 and encodes 569 amino acids. Gene Ontology annotation, molecular function: transmembrane transporter activity. The record is from RefSeq and is a predicted model, not a curated record. NCBI's taxonomy places the organism in Eukaryota, Fungi, Ascomycota, Eurotiomycetes, Eurotiales, Aspergillaceae.
AUGGCCGACGAAAUACCACAUCAUGUCAAUGAUGGUAGGAACUCCGAGAGGAAUAUGGAAGCACAAAGCGCAUUUGCGUCUACUUUGGUAGUAGAUGUCGAGAAGUCUCUGCAUAGCAAAGGAGCCGAUCCCAGCAAGUGUUCCACAAGUUCGAAUGGCAUAUCUGUUAGCACUCCUACGAAUCAGGCCGGCAGUAAUGCAGUCUACGCUGCCAAAGCACAACUGCUGAAUCAGGCGUUGGUGGACAUGAAAAUGGGCCGAUACCAAUGGGUACUCUUCAUCAUCACCAGUGUAGGAUGGUUUCUUGACAGUUUCUGGAUAAUGUCAUUCGUCGUUAUUGCCCCGUCAGCCUCGAAUGAAGCCCAGUUCUUCUUCCCCGGAGAUAAAUCGUCCUAUCUGUUCGUCAGUCUGGCCGUCGGCCUAACGGUUGGCGCAACUGCCUGGCCAUGGAUGUCAGACAUCCUGGGCCGUCGGUGGAUCUUCACAAGCACAAUCGUCCUUAUGGGCAUGGGAGGACUUGUCGGUGCCGGCAUGCCUUCCUUUACCGGUCUCUGUGUCGUCGGCUUCGUGGUAGGCUUUGCUGUCGCAGGUAACCAGCUAGUCGAUGCCAUCAUCCUGAUAGAGUCGCUUCCGGCUUCCCAUCAAUUCUUGGUUACCGUACAAGGGGCGUUCUGGGGCUUGGGCCAGCUAGUCUCAGCCGCGGUUGGAUGGGCGUUCAUAGCAGGAUAUACCUGCGGCACCGGCCUCGACGCAAUCAGCACAUCACAAGCUCUAUCAACCCACUCCUCCCGCGCCGAAGGAUCAACACAAUCAAGCCAGAGCAGCACAUCCUGCCAUUACGUUUCCAACAAAGGCUGGCGAUACCUAUGGUGGACAUUCGGUUGCAUCACACUGUUCCUCUACCUCUGUCGCUUCGUAUUUCCCUUCCGCGAGACACCCAAAUACCUCCUCUCCAAGCGCCGCGACGCCGAAGCCGCCCAACUAGUCAACAACAUAGCCACAUAUAGUAAACGCGGUACCUGGCUCAGCGAAACCUCCUUCGCAAGGGUCGACUCAACCAUUGACGCCACCGAAUCCCGUCGAACUCCACGUCUCCGCUCCCUUAUCUUCGCCCUUCAGCCCACCGGCCUCCCCAUUCUCUGUCUCCUCUGGGCCCUAACAGGCCUCACAUUCCCCCUCCACAAAACCUCCCUCACAGCCUACCUCGCCUCAACCCACAACAUCGCCCCCAUAACCGCCACAACAGUAACAACCCCCUACCUCUACACCCACUACCUCUACACAUCCCUCUGCGCAAUCCCCGGCCCCAUCAUAGCAGGUAUGCUCAUCCAAACAAAACCCUUCGGCCGCAAACGCACCGGCUCCGCAAUCGCCCUUCUCACCGGCUUAUUCAUGCUCCUUGCCACACUGGCUCGAUCAAGAAACGCCCUCUUGGCUUUUGAAUGCGUCCUUUCUUUCCUGCAAUUUGCGGACUUGGCGGUUUUGACGACGUAUACGGUUGAGAUCUUUGCGGCGCCAGUUCGGGGCUUUGGGGUCGGUGUUAUGGGGUUCUUUUGGGGAGUUUUUGGACUUGUGGCGAUGAUUGCGAAUACUUUUGCUGGGGAUGUUGUUGCGGGAGGUGCGGCGGUUUGGUUUUGUGGUGCUGUUUGGGUUGUUAUGAGUGGUGCUUGGUUGACGUUGAAUGAGACGAGGGGUUUUGCUGCUGCGUAG